Messenger RNA from Entamoeba invadens IP1, 630 nucleotides. RefSeq lists its product as hypothetical. The transcript is spliced from 2 exons. Lineage: Eukaryota; Evosea; Mastigamoebida; Endamoebidae. The record is from RefSeq and is a predicted model, not a curated record. The coding region runs from base 1 to 630 and encodes 209 amino acids.
AUGCGGGUAGAUACAUUAGUGAUAAUUCCAUUGCUUGUUUUGUCUGCCUUUGUGUUGAAGCGGACCAACAGUGAGUCUACUGAAUAUGGGACAGGGGAUUAUAUUCGAUGUGAUACGAUUCGGCCAUUUCGGUAUAAAGUCGAUAACAAUUACACGCAAUGUGGAUUCAGUGUGAAUGACAUGAUAUAUGUUCAAACGACUGUAGGGCUCUCCACUGUUUUUUGUUUGAUAUCCUAUUUGAUCACGACGAAGUUAAAGUACAUUCAAUUAGUCUUCGGGCAGAUCGUGAUGUUUGUCUCCAUCUAUUUAUACAUCCACGCUUACAACGCCCACGCCUUCUGUCAAAGUUUCAUCGUCUCGACUUUUAAGACUCAAAAGAAACACAUUUACUGCAAAGAUGACUUGUUCUAUGUCACUAUCGGGCUUCUCUUCUUUAUAUCACUCUUAACUAUCUUCCACGCUCUUUGUUAUAUCAUCGUCGAUAAGAAGAGCAAUAUGGCUAUGGGUGACUUGGACUUCUCUAUGAAAGUGACCGACAAGAGCACCGACAACGACGCUCAGUACAUCAACGAGCCCGACAGAAACCCUAAUUUCGGUAACAAGACUCAAAAGGAAGUAAAAACAGACUGA